AGCCCUGCGCAUCGCUAUUCUUCAACAGCGCCCGAGUCGAAUUCGUCGAAUUGAGGACGUGCCGCGUGAGGUUGGAAGGCAGAUAACGGCGUUUGACUACUCAUUUGUAGUUUCUUAUCUAUAUUUCCCUGGUUACACUUUUGGAUUGGAAGUGAUUAAACCUCCCUCCGACAUGAGUCAAAAGGCAGACCAGUACAAAGCGUUGGGAAAUAACUGCAUAAAAAAUCAAGAUUUUACCGGCGCAGUUAAAAACUACUCCCUUGGUUUAAAAUUAGAUCCUGAGAACCCCAUUCUUUAUUGCAAUAUGGCUCAGGCUCACCUGAACAUGAGGGACUUUGUAGAGGCUGAAAAGUGUGCCAAGAAAGCCAUUGAACACCGCAGUGAUUAUGUAAAGGCCUACUACAGAGCUGCCAAAGGUGCCUUGGGUCGUCAUAGUGUGUAUGAUUCCAUGAUGUUUCUGGCACAGGGGGUACAAAAUUGUAUUGCGCAAGAUGUGGAGGAGCUGUUUCUAAUGGCCAAAGAACUGAGUCCAGAAUUUGAAAACGCCCUAAGAAGCUUUCGUGAUAAGGAAAAGUCUCAAGCUAACAAAAAGAAAGGAAGUGCAUCUGAACCGAAAGAAGGUGAGGCUAGUAACUCUAAGUCGUCUAAGAAGGGUGGUAAGUCACUGAAAUCUAGCAUUAUGGGUUCUGGUGGUGAAAAAGAGUCCAAAGCUGGCCUUGCAGAGCAGGAUAAAAUACAAGAUGAAGUUAAUGAUAUUCAGAAAAAACUUAAAAAUCAUCAAGAGAAACACAAAAAACUUGAGGAAGAACUUGAACGUGACACACGUGAAAAGCGGAGAAAGCUUGAAGAAGAAGAAGAGCUCCUUAAAAAUAAACUGCGGGAGUUGGAGGAGAAGAAAGAGAGAGACAAAAAAGCUCAAGAGCUGAAUGAGAGAGAAAGGGAAAGGUUGGCUGAAGAGCAGAGAGAGCGGGAUAGGAAGGAUCGGGAAAGAAAAGCGCAAGAAUUGAAGGAACUUGAAAAGAAGGAAAGUGAAGAGAAAGCCAGGCAGGCAGCACAAGAAAAGCGUGAUCAAGAACUUAAAGAACAAAAGAAGAAAGACCUUGAAAAAAAAGAAAGAGACAAAAAAGAACGAGAGAGAAAAGAAGCUCAGCGGAAACUAGAUUUGGAAAAGAAGGCUCAGGAACUGGAAAGGCUUAAAACUGAAUUACAAAAUCAAAUGAAAGAAGGCUCCCUUGCCUUAUUAAAGGGCCUUCAUAGAAAAGCUAUUGAUAGCUUCAGCAAAGCUUUUGAUUCUAUUAAUUCCAACCCAUCACCAAAGAAUCUUGGUAUUCAUGAUCCUAUGGAUAUUGUUAUUUUACAUUUUGCAUUUGCUCAAGCUCGUAUUUAUUCUGAUGAGUACAGUGAUAUUAUUAAGGCUGUACAGCAGCUAGAAAAAAUGGAAAAAGAAGGUUUGCAUAGGAAACUACCUGCUAUUUUUCUACUGCUUGGAAAGGCAUUUAUUAGACUAAAUAGAUAUAGCCAUGCAUUGUAUCCCCUGCAGAGAGGAUUAUCUUUUAUUGAAAGAGGUACUUCUUUUUCCAAUUUUGCCUGGCCAGGAACAAAUGAAGUCAUUGAACUUACAGAUAAAAAUUGUCUCCAGGAUGCUCUUCAGAGCAGUGUUCAAACAUGUAAACAGUAUCAUAAACCUGAUGCUAUUUGCUUUUAUGAAAACUGUUUGAGUUUUAAUAAUCAACAUAUUUUGCCAUCUCAAAACAUAUUUUUUAGUGAUCCUGAUUUUGUUGGAUUCAUUCAUAUUAUUUGCCAACAACUCUGCCAUAUAUACUUUCAUUUGCCAUGCUGGAAAGAUUUUAAAGAAAAAAUGUCUGAAGUGCAAAAAUUAAAUGAGAAAGACUUUUUAGGACGAGAUUGUUUGACUCCAGACUGCAUGAUCCAGAAUGAUAAACCUGCCAUUAUAGUUAAAGUUAUUACUAUUGGUCCAGAUGGUGAGGAAAAAUCAUCUUGUGAAUGCACACCGCCCCCACUCACACCAUCAGUUUUAGCAAAAGAAAGAGAGGAUAUUGAUAAAAGUCCGAAGAAAAAGCAAAGGAAGAAGCAGCGUGCUAAUUCUACUACGUCUAAGGUUUGUGUGCUACUUUCAUUAAAAAUUAAAAUUAGAUGGGUGGAAGAGCGCAAUUCUCAGUAACAAUAUCACGUCUAAUCUCAUACAAGUAGAACAAGAGAGGGAUGGAGGGCUAAUCCCUAUAGUAUUUGCAUAGCAGUAAUCCAAAAGUGAACCCUGACAUUCAGUAGUUUUGACCUGGUGUGUGAAGGUGGUGUAUUAAUUGACAUGUAUUUAAGUGUAUUUAAAGCGCACCCCAUUUUUGGAGCCUUAAAAUCGUGAGAAGACAUUUGAAUAUGAAUUUGAGCCAUGCUGGGGUCCUGAACUCCUAGAUCCAAACCAGCAGAUAAAUGGUCUUAGCGACUAAGUCGCUCAGGUCAUUCAGUUUUUCAUGUUCAGUCCCGUCUGGUUAUGUUUUCCCUUUCCCAGACAUGACAGACACAGCGAUUUUAGCAACCCUAGUCGAUUUUCCACUCUUCUAAAUGCUUCCUCUUUUGGUCAAAAAUUUAACUUUGGUGCAAAUGUAAGCGGCACACAAUUAUUUUGUUCACCCAACUGUUCAAGCUCCGAAAAUCAGAAAAAAGGUGCGCCUUAAACCACAUUUAUUCCAGUAUGUGAAAGAAGCUUUGCACUUACACUUACAUUGCACCUGGAAGGCAUCAUCCUUCUCAAAA
This is a messenger RNA of Frankliniella occidentalis (western flower thrips), 2772 nucleotides long. Its product is annotated as E3 ubiquitin-protein ligase TTC3. NCBI's taxonomy places the organism in Eukaryota, Metazoa, Arthropoda, Insecta, Thysanoptera, Thripidae. Bases 173 to 2182 code for a protein of 669 amino acids. The transcript is spliced from 13 exons. The record is from RefSeq and is a predicted model, not a curated record. Gene Ontology annotation, molecular function: protein binding.